Molecule: messenger RNA, 1119 nt
Organism: Panicum virgatum (switchgrass)
Lineage: Eukaryota; Viridiplantae; Streptophyta; Magnoliopsida; Poales; Poaceae
Product: GDSL esterase/lipase At4g10955-like
Exons: 2
Coding region: 1-1119 (372 amino acids)
Source: RefSeq, a predicted model, not a curated record
AUGGCCUUCGCGGAGCCGUGCCGGCUAUGCUUGGCCGCCGCCGUGCCCGGUCCCGCUUGUAGGGGAAGGGAGGGAGGGUGUGGCCCCGCCACUGCGCCCGGCCUUCACGGCCCUCGUGGAGCCGCGCCGGUCGCGCUUGGCCGCCGCCGUACCUCGCCCCCACUUGUAGGGAACAAUGAGGAGCACCGCCGGUGCAUCGCCGCGUGCCUUGUGAAAGCAACAUCCAUUAUGGAGGAGCACCGCAGGGCGAAUGACAUGGGGUUGGCGCCGCCGUGGUGGCAGAGCUUCCACUUCGACCUACAGGAUCUGCUCAAGUGCUGCACCGAGAACGCAGAGGAGUUCAUCUAUGGCGCCGUCUUCAAGUCCAGGCAUCCCGUGUAUCACCAGCCAUCGGCCCCAAACUACAUCUUCGCGUUCCGGGGUACCAUGCCAAGGCCGGCCAAGUCGAUCCAGGACCUGUACAACGACAUCAAGGUCAUGCUCAGUGAACUGCCGUGCUGCAAGAGGACUGAGAAGGCACGGCAGGCUGUGAUCAACAUGCUCCUCCCCAUGGCCAAGGGCAACGUGCAGGUGUGGCUGGCGGGGCACUCGCUCGGCGCGUUGCUGGCGCUGGAGGUGGGAAAGGCCAUGGCGGAGCACCAUGGGAUUUACCUUCAGACCUUCCUCUUCAACCCGCCGAUUGUAUCACCGAUGCCGGCCUUCAACCUCCUCCAUGCGACGGAGGCAGCAAAGAGGGACGUGUUCACGUGGAGCUAUCGCUUCAAGGCGGCCCUUGGGGCCACGGUCAUGAGGAAGCACAGUGACCGCAUGGAGAGGUUGUUCCAGUGCCUGUCGUCGUGGGUGCCCGAGCUGUACGUGAACGACAGGGACUUCAUCGACUACUUCGAGCAGCGGCACAUGGUCGAGGAGCGCAUCGGCAGGGAGGCCAUGAAGCUGUCCUACCGCGACAUGCUCUUCCGCCUGAUCGGCAGUGACAAGGAGCAGCCACACCUUCUGCCGUCCGUAAGGAUGUGGAAGACCUCUACCACAUUAUUCGACGCGCACGGCCUCAUGCAGUGGUGGAAGCCGGACAGCGAGCUGAUGCUCAGCUCUAGGAAAUUCACCUAUCCUGAAGCAUGA